Cannabis sativa is the source of this 1702-nucleotide messenger RNA. RefSeq names its product G-type lectin S-receptor-like serine/threonine-protein kinase At1g11330. The record is from RefSeq and is a predicted model, not a curated record. Gene Ontology annotation, biological process: protein phosphorylation. Lineage: Eukaryota; Viridiplantae; Streptophyta; Magnoliopsida; Rosales; Cannabaceae. The transcript is spliced from 5 exons. Gene Ontology annotation, molecular function: ATP binding; protein kinase activity. The coding region runs from base 348 to 1385 and encodes 345 amino acids.
UGUUUCAUGUGGUUAACUGUAAUGAUCUUUAGUUUCAUUUUUCUUAUAAAUAAUGGUUUGUGAACUAUUCCUUUCUUUUACUCAAGUGUGUUGAGUCUGAUGGCUCUUAUUUUCCUUUUCCUCAGAACAAAAUAGGAAGAAGAACCGGUUGAUUCUUGUCACAGCCACAGUGAUGUCUGUAAUAUUGGUUAUUAUGAUCUUAUUGGUUACUUAUUUUAUAAGAAAGUACAGAUUCAUAGGUAACUUAUUCAAAUUUAACUAUGUUCAAAACACAUUUAAAGUUACCAUAAAAUUUCAAAUUGAACUCAUUUUGUAUUUUUGCAGGAUUUGAUUGGCAGAAGGAAGGCAUGAAAGGCAAUAUGAGAUUGUUACUGUCACAGUUUACUAAUGAAAACGAUAUAAAAUCAAAUGGUAUUGGAUUCAAUAAGAGAAAGAAUCAAGGCAUGCUCCCGCUUAGAUUUUCUUAUGUAGUGGCUGCUACUGACAAUUUCUCUGCUGCAAAUAAACUCGGAGAAGGUGGUUUUGGACCAGUUCAUAAGGGCAAGUUAUUUGGACAAGACAUAGCAGUAAAAAGGCUUUCGAAGAAUUCUGGACAAGGACUAAUGGAGUUCAGGAAUGAGGUGAUGUUAAUUUCUAGCCUCCAACAUAGGAAUCUUGUUAAGCUUUUGGGAUUUUGCAUCCAUCGAGAUGAAAGGAUCUUAAUCUACGAGUACAUGCCUAACAAAAGCUUGGAUUCCAUCAUUUUCGAUCGAACUAAAAGACUACUUCUUGAUUGGCGAACACGCAAGAACAUCAUUGAAGGGAUAGCUCAGGGGCUUCUCUACCUUCACAAGUACUCAAGACUAAGAAUCAUUCAUAGAGACCUCAAAACUAGCAACAUUUUAUUGGACAACUAUAUGAACCCCAAGAUAUCUGAUUUUGGUCUAGCAAGAGCAAUUUUUGAGAAUGAUCAUAUAGAUAAAACAAAGAAGAUUGCUGGAACAUAUGGCUAUUUGUCACCUGAGUAUGCAUUGCAUGGACUUUUCUCAACAAAAUCAGAUGUGUUCAGCUUUGGAGUCAUCUUGUUUGAAAUCAUUAGUGGAAGGAAGAACUCCACCUUUACUGAGUCAGAUUGCUCCAACUUACUAGGACAUGCGUGGAAUCUGUGGAAUGCUGGGAGGUGCAUAGAGUUAAUGGAUCUAAAAAUGGCUGGUACCUGUCCACUGACUGAUCUUAUGAUUUACAUUCAAGUGGGUCUACUAUGUGUCCAAGAAUUAGCUGAAGAUAGACCAAGCAUAUCAGAUGUUAUUUCAAUGUUGAGCAAUGAAGGGGCCAGUCUACCAAUGCCUAAACAGCCUGCAUUUUCUACCCACUUAAUGACAGAUGGUCAAACUCCAUCAAGAUGAACUCAUAUCAUUAUCAAAAAAACCUGUAGGAAAUCAAGCUAGCUGUAAAUUACAUUUAAUGUAUUUUUCAUUUACUCUAGUAUUACUAGGUAUUCACUUUGUAUUAUAUAUACCCUUUGUAUAUACUAAAAGAGAUCAUCAGAAAUAAAAACAUUUUUCUCUCAUUUACUUCAUGGUAUCAGAGCAUUUGAAACUUCUCAAACACAUUAUUUUCUCACCCAUUCCUUUCUUAAUAUUAGGGUUCUUGAAAUUAGGAUUUGGAGGCUUUAUCCUAGAAGAUUAAUUAAAAGUAGUUGUCUAUUCUCACCUCCGACCCA